Grus americana (Whooping crane) is the source of this 2846-nucleotide messenger RNA. Its product is annotated as granulocyte-macrophage colony-stimulating factor receptor subunit alpha-like. Lineage: Eukaryota; Metazoa; Chordata; Aves; Gruiformes; Gruidae. The transcript has 8 exons. The record is from RefSeq and is a predicted model, not a curated record. Gene Ontology annotation, cellular component: external side of plasma membrane; membrane. Gene Ontology annotation, molecular function: protein binding; cytokine receptor activity. Gene Ontology annotation, biological process: cytokine-mediated signaling pathway; immunoglobulin mediated immune response. Bases 102 to 992 code for a protein of 296 amino acids.
CAAAGCACACAGAAAUAUGCCACCAAGGCACAUUCACAGCUUCCGUCCUUUUUCCCCUUUACUGUAACUGCUGCAGGGAAACGAGUUGUUAAGGAGAAGGCAUGAAUGGGACAGCCAUUGAAAAUUUUGUCUGUGUCAUUUUUAAUGUUUCCUUCAUGAACUGCACUUGGCAUGUGGGCAGGACUGCUUCAGAAGAUACCCAGUAUUUCCUGUACUGGAAAACCUCAGAGAGAGAAGAUUUCUCAGGAUGCCAGAAUUACAUCAAAGAUAAUUUUGGAAGGCACACAGGAUGUAGAUUCCGAAAUGUGACAAUAGAACGUAAGAGAGCUCAUUUCCUGGUAAAUGGGUCUAGAAGUGGACAAAACGUUCAGUCGUAUGAGAAGAAGAUUUUUCUGUAUGAAAUUGAAAAACUCACCCCUCCAUUAAAUGUCACUGUGAACUGUACAGAAGCUUCUCAUAGUUGUGAAAUUCGGUGGCAACCACCUCGCACAAGUCAUGUGAAAAAACAUACUUGUUUCAAAUAUGAAAUUGUCAUAGAAAGCAAGGAUAAUCCUGACAAAAACAUCAAAACCUCAUCUAAAACAGAGACAAGCAUCCCAGGAAACUCCUUCAUAUUUGGGAGCUUCAGUGCAGAAAAAAGGUACAGCGUCAAACUCAGAGCAACUGACAAUGGUUGUUUAGUGAGCACAAGCUGGGGAGAGUGGAGUACACCCGUAGAGUUUGGAAAAGAACAACUCACAUCUACUUCAUCACAUACGUUAUUUCUGAUACCAGUGCUGACAACGAGUCUUGUACUUUUUCUCUUCGUAGUAAGCAUUUAUUUGAAAAAAACAUCUGCUACAGUACCACAGCCAAGAAACCUAUUCCAUGAGGUCUCUUCAGCGGAUUUCCAGGUAUGUUUUCUUUCCAUUUGCCUGAAAUUUGUUGUAAAUAAGGAUCCAUUGCAAUCUCAAAGGUAUGACCUAAGUGUCAGUAAGGUGCACAGAAGAUAAACUUUCUUUUUCUUGUUCUUGGGGUAUUGGAAGAGAAGGUCCAUAUGCAAAUAAUUUUUCUGGUUUUCCUUUUUCAUUCUGAAACAGUUGUCAUCUGUUUACCUGAAACACUGGAGAAAUUUCACCCUGUUCUCCCUAUAAGCCAUAUGGUAUCACUAGAAUAGUGCUGAGCCUAAGCUUCUCAGGACAAUAAAAAUGCAGGAUCAGACUGUUGGUCAGCUAUGGGGAGAGAACGGACAAAGAAAUCUACUGCUGGCCAAAAAUAGUUGUGCCAUAGCAGAUGUUGAGACCCAUAUUAGUAUUUAACAAUCAUGCUGAAGGAGGAAAAGUUUUUAGGAUAUGGUAAGCAAGAAAAUCUAACAGAGAGCUGAGAGGUUCUAGUUUAUGUGGAGAGCUGGAGAGACUCAUGAGAAGAAGGGACAGGCAGACGUUGCAAGUAACAGAGGGGAAUUGCCCAUCUAGAGAGCAUGUUGCAAAGUUUGCUGGAAUUUGCAAUUUGCAAAGUCUUUAAGUUGGCUACAGCCAGGUCUGGAAGCAAGACUGUGUCUGCAAGCACAUGCUGGAUCACUGGUGAACCCUUAAUUCUUUUACUUUUUGUUCCUUCAUCAUGUUAACUUUUCCAUGUUUAAAAAGAUGAGUUUUCUGGCUUUUUAGUCGAAAAGUCUUUGACCUCUUUGGCGAGCUCAUCAUGGAGAGAAGACCUAGACGCAUCUACAUCAGUCCUCUCAUUGACAGAGUCCCACUACAGCAUCUAUAUAAUAAAUAACAACUCUCUGAAUGAGAGAAGACUCAUAAAUUGUAAAGUCAUGGCUAAUCUCAUGCAUGAAACACUAAUGAAAUAUUUUAUUCUUCUUUAUUAGACAGAAUAUAAGAAUCAAUUAAUUAAGCAUGAAACUGAAGAAAUAACAAGAAUUACUGAAGAAGUGGCAUAAUGGCAUGCAAGUGAAAUGAGCAACUUGAAUUUUUUCAAACAUGUAUAUCUUGUUGGCAGUAAUUUUCAGGUUUUUCAUAUUCUCUCCCUCUUGCAAGCAGAGAGAACAGUGUUGCCUGUAGAGACAAUUCCCCAAGAGCCUAUCUUAUUUGUAUUUGAUUGCAUUUUCCAUAAAUAAUUUUAGUGGUUUUGACUAUUUUUGUUUCUUCUUAUAAUGAAUAUUCUUGCAAUGUUUCAGCAAAAAUAUUUCAAUAGAGCUUUGGAAGUUAUUAUACUGAUUUUCAACACCAUGCAAAAGAAUAACAUAAGAACAAUGAAACUUAAGGGGUUUAUUCAAGAUCUCCAGUGGUCCAAUGCCUUGGAAAAGGUACAGCCACACUGAGAUUGUGAUCAAGAAUAAAACUUUGUCAUCCGUAUGAAAACCCACUGAAAACCUGCUGUGCUGGUUUUGGUUGGGAUAGAGUUAAUUUCCUUCAUAGUAGCUAGUACAGGGCUGUGUUUUGGAUUUGUGCUGCAAACAGCAUUGCUAACAGAGGGAUGUUUUCGUUACUGCUGAGCAGUGCUCACACAGAGCCAAGGCCUUUGCUGCUUCUCACACCACCCCACCAGCGAGUGGGCUGGGGGUGCACAAGGAGUUGGGAGGGGACACAGCCGGGACAGCUGACCCCAAUGACCAAAGGGAUAUCCCAUACCAUAUGACGUCAUGCUCAGCAUGUAAAGCUGAGGGAAGAAGAAGGAAGAGGGGAACAUUCGGAGUGAUGGUGUUUGUCUUCCCAAGUCACCGUUACGCAUGAUGGAGCCCUGCUUUCCUGGGGAUGGCUGAACACCUGCCUGCCCAUGGGAAGUGGUGAAUGAAUUCCUUGUCUUGCUUUGCUUGUGUGCGUGUGGCUUUUGCUUUACCCAUUAAACUGUCUUUAUCUCAA